This is a messenger RNA of Oppia nitens, 2778 nucleotides long. Its product is annotated as cationic amino acid transporter 2-like. Gene Ontology annotation, cellular component: plasma membrane. Gene Ontology annotation, biological process: amino acid transport; transmembrane transport. The transcript is spliced from 16 exons. Lineage: Eukaryota; Metazoa; Arthropoda; Arachnida; Sarcoptiformes; Oppiidae. Gene Ontology annotation, molecular function: amino acid transmembrane transporter activity. Bases 43 to 1719 code for a protein of 558 amino acids. The record is from RefSeq and is a predicted model, not a curated record.
ACGACACGACUUGAAAGAUGUCUUUCCACUAUCGACCUGACAAUGCUUGGUAUUGGCUCAACAUUGGGACUGGGAGUUUAUAUAUUAGCCGGACAGGUAGCCAGCACUAAGGCAGGACCGUCGGUUACRUUAAGUUUUUUCAUAGCAGCCGUGGCCUCAGUUUUUGCUGGACUUUGUUAUGCCGAAUUUGGAGCAAGAGUACCGAAAUCUGGAUCAGCUUAUGUUUACUCUUAUAUAACUGUUGGAGAAUUUAUGGCAUUUAUUAUCGGAUGGAAUCUGAUUCUAGAGUAUGCUAUAGGAUCGGCAUCAAUAGCCAGGGGUUACAGUGGUUAUGUAGAUUCACUGGUGGGCUACAAAAUACAACAACAAUUYACAGAGUGGGCGCCUCUUAAUUUUGGUAUCUCUAAAUAUUUUGACUUUUUUGCAUUUGCUAUUGCUAUUUUAAUAUCAGCACUGUUAGCCAUAGGAGUAAAAAAGUCGACCCGAUUGAAUGCAGUGUUCACUGUAAUCAAUGUUUUGGGUGUCAUCUAUGCCAUCAUAUGUGGCUCCUUUAAAAUCGAUAUACAUAACUGGCAAUUGUCUAAAAGUGAAUUACCGCCAAAUAGUGCACCAAAUGAACAAGGAGGAUUUUUUGCAUUUGGUUUUAGUGGUUUGAUGGCAGGAGCAGCCACUUGUUUCUAUGGUUUCAUCGGGUUUGAUAUGAUAGCGACCACCGGUGAAGAAGUUAAAAAUCCUGCCCGUGCUAUACCUUUAAGCAUUAUAUAUUCAUUGCUAGUUAUAUUUGUAUGUUAUUGUGGUGUAUCGGCUAUUCAGACUCUAAUGGUUCCCUAUUAUGAACAAAACCAAAUGGCACCGUUACCAUAUGUUUUUAACAAAGUUGGCUAUCCGUUUGCCCAAUAUAUUUUAACUAUUGGUGCAAUGGCUGGUCUAUACUCAAGUUUAAUGGGAACUAUGUAUCCAUUGACUCGUAUAUUAUAUGCAAUGGGUAGCGACCGUAUGAUAUUUGGCUUCUUUAGCAAAGUUAAUGGCAAACUUAAGACCCCUCAUUGGGCCACAUUGUUUGCCGGCAUUUUCAGCGGUUUUAUGGCUGCAAUGUUUGAUUUCCAAGAGUUAGCAGAUAUGAUGUCUAUUGGUACAUUACUGGCCUAUGCGUUAGUCUCAAUCUCAGUGUUAAUACUCAGAUAUCAAAGAAGAAAGUUUAAAGACUCGCUAAUCAGUGACACAGAUAUUAACGAUAGGGAAACAUAUGAAGACAGAGAAUACCUACUCAUCUCUCAUAAUAAGACAUUAAUUAAACGACUUUUCAAUGUCGACAACAAUAUGAAACUAACAAAAGCAUCGGUUAGGAUGAGUCGAUACUUAAUUGUUAUUAUAUGUAUAUUAGUUUUCAUAUUAGCGGCACUGUUAGGUUUUUUGCCCAAUGAUUUAUAUCAACUAAAACUGUAUGCAUUGUUACCAGUAUUCGGCACAUUAUUACUACUAACUGUUCUAAUGAUUGGACUGAAACGUCAGCCACAGACUGAUGAAAAAAUGUCAUUUAAGAUACCGGGUGUUCCUGUCAUACCAGUGCUCAGUGUUUUUGUUAACAUUUAUCUAAUGAUACACUUGUCAAGCAUAACGUGGAUCCGAUUUGGCGUUUGGAUGGUCUUAGGAAUGUUAAUGUAUUUCUUUUACGGAAUUAACAACAACAAUAAAGAAGUCAAGAGACAGUUUCGAUAGAUUUGGUGACGAUUUGUGUCAAUUGAUUUUGUCAUUUGUGUCAUUAGAUGAUUGUUUUCGCUAUGAAUGUGUCUCAAAGCAGUUCCAGAGUUUUAUCUUUAAGACACAGACAGAGUUGGUAUUUAAUGAAACAUCCAAUUUGUUGAUGAGUAAGAUAUAUAAUAUCGGAACUACUAAUUGCUAUACAAUCACUAAUAUAUUGAAGAAGUGUCCAAACAUUGCAAGCAUUUACUUAUUAUCAUUGAAUAGUUGUGUUAAAUCUCCGGUCAAUGAGUUGUUUGUGUCAAUUGGCGAACACUGCCAUCAUUUAAGACAUUUAACCGUUAAUAUUGAUUCAAAUAUAUUUGAAAAUAUUAGUAAACAAGUUAUGGACGAGUUUUUCGCAAAAUUCAAUCAACGACUCACUUCUUGUAAACUGGUGUUUGGCAGCUAUAGUGCCACCCAAAGAGUCAACCGAUCCAUUGAUAACAAUAUAAAACAAUUGUCAAAUCUCCAGAAGUUGGACAUACAAUGUCUGACUUAUUUGUAUUCAUCCGGCAUUUUUCAAAUCUGUUUGAACAGCAAUGAAGUGAUGUAUUCAAAGUUAACUCAUUUAAAAUUAACGUAUUGUUCACAACAUAAGAAUCUAUUGGAUCAGUUCGCUAGACAUUAUGGACCAAAAUUAAAGUCAUUGUCGAUACUUAUUGCUAAAGAUUGUAAUAUUGAUAAACAAUCGAUUGAUUUGUUGACCACAGCAUUGUCUGACAUGACAUCUCUAAACAAGUUUGAUAUCGAUUACAGUAAUCUCAGUAAUAUUGACUUCACGUCAAAUAUUUUAAGUCAAUUGACAACAAUUGCCGUCAAUUGUAAGGACUUGAAGCUGUUGUCCAUAAAAUUUAUAUGCAAUAUGUCAUUGUUUAACAAAAUAUUUGUCAUAAUCAAUGACCACAUGAGACAAUUGACUUAUUUGUCGAUAACAAUGCUUUACUCGUUUGGCUAUAAAAGUAGAGAGUUGUGUCCGUACAGGUUCUCAAAAUUGAAACAAUUGACAAAAAUUGUAGUCAACGGUCAGGUUAUUAG